AUGCCGCUGCCAACGAAGUCUAGCAUCUCAGGCCUGGGCCCAGGCCUGUGCUCCCCAGAGGAGAGCCAUGAGGCUUGGGCACACUGCAGGGAUGCUAGCAAGCAGCUGCCCGAGUACAAGGCGGUGGUGGUGGGCGCAAGCGGCGUGGGCAAGAGCGCACUGACCAUCCAGAUGACUCACCAGUGCUUUGUGAAGGACCACGACCCCACCAUCCAGGAUUCCUACUGGAAGGAGGUGGCCUUGGACAAUGGAGGCUACAUUCUGAAUGUGCUGGACACGGCAGGGCAGGAUAGCCACAGAGCCCUGCGUGACCAGUGCUUGGCAGUUGGUGAUGGGGUGCUGGGUGUCUUUGCUCUCGAUGACCCCUCAUCUCUGGACCAACUGCAGCAGAUGUGGGCCACCUGGGGCCCCCACCACAACCAGCCCCUUGUCCUGGUGGGCAACAAGUGUGACCUGGAGGGUACCGCUGGAGAUGCUCGUGCUGCUGCUGCAGCCCUUGCCCAAAGCUGGGGAGCCCCCUUCGUGGAGACCUCAGCCAAGACGCGGAAAGGUGUGGAGGAAGCCUUUUCCCUGCUCAUCCGGGAGAUCCAGAGGGCCCAGGAAGCCAUGGCAGGGCCCGAUCGGGAGAGGACCCGGCACCAGAAAGCUAUGUGCAGCUGUGGCUGCUGUGUGGCCUGA
Molecule: messenger RNA, 678 nt
Organism: Castor canadensis (American beaver)
Lineage: Eukaryota; Metazoa; Chordata; Mammalia; Rodentia; Castoridae
Gene: Eras
Product: ES cell expressed Ras
Biological process (GO): signal transduction
Cellular component (GO): membrane
Molecular function (GO): GTPase activity; GTP binding
Source: RefSeq, a predicted model, not a curated record